Molecule: messenger RNA, 351 nt
Organism: Ilyonectria robusta
Lineage: Eukaryota; Fungi; Ascomycota; Sordariomycetes; Hypocreales; Nectriaceae
Exons: 3
Coding region: 1-351 (116 amino acids)
Source: RefSeq, a predicted model, not a curated record
AUGGCGUCUAUCGAAAGUAAGGCGGAGCCAAACAGCGAAGGACUAAGCACUACUGCAAAUUACCCACUAUCGCAACUCUCCUUACAGCAUCCUAUUCUCAUCGACAGCUCCAGUGAUAGCGAGGACCACGACGGCGAAGACCACAGCCAGAACCACGGAGAAGAUUGCAGCGACACCAGCCCAGGCUCCGCUCCUCCACGAAAGAGGAUGAGACCCAGUCCCGGCAAAGGAGCCCCUCGAGUGACUCCAUGCGCUCCCUGUAUCCUGAAGAUGGUGGAGCAUGGGGCGCAGUCACUAUGUCGUGAUCAGACAUGUGCGUACUCACUCCGUGCCUUGACCUAUGCGUUCUGA